This is a messenger RNA of Glycine soja, 1115 nucleotides long. Its product is annotated as protein EXORDIUM-like. Bases 47 to 952 code for a protein of 301 amino acids. The record is from RefSeq and is a predicted model, not a curated record. Lineage: Eukaryota; Viridiplantae; Streptophyta; Magnoliopsida; Fabales; Fabaceae. The transcript has a single exon.
UACAAACCAAAUUAAAAAAAAAAAAAAAAAAACUUUAGGAAAUCAAAUGAAGAGAGAGAAGAUGGCUUGUGUUUACCCAGGACAGCUUCUCUUGUUGUGUCUGAUACUGAGCGUGGUUCCAAUAGCAGUUUCCGCAGGCAAUGACGCAGCACCCCUGACCAACCAUGGGGGACGCUUGCUGACUGGAAAGUUGAACGUUGGCAUCUUAUGGUACGGCCCAAUUCCAAAGGCCCAAAAGAAAGCGAUUUUGUCCUUCUUCAGGUCCCUGAACAUGAACACCCCUGCCCCUGAUGCUGCUAAGCAACCCCAAGUCUCAUCAUGGUGGAACAUUGUGGAGAGCUAUGGAGCUGCAUCUGGCAAUAAUAAUAAUAUCCCGGUGAAGGUGGUAAACCAAGUUUUCGAUCCAAACUACUCUUAUGGGAAAGUCUUGAUCAAAGAUUUCAUUAAGCCCCUCCUUCCUAAGGCCACUGGUGGAAACAAAAAUACCCUCGCUCUCAUCAUAGCCUCCAAGGGCGUGACAGUGCAAGAUAUGUGUGCCGGAUCAUGCGCCCAACACGGUCUUAUUGAAAACCAACCUUAUGUUGCAGUGGGGAACCCAGAGGAGGAGUGUCCCGCAUGUGCAUGGCCAUUCCUGCCGAGCAAGGGCAAGACAGGUGCAAUAAUGAAACCGCCAAACGGGAAUGUUGGAGCAGAUGCCAUGGUCAAGUUGUUGGCUGGUGGUUUGGCCGGAGCAGUCACCAACCCAUUCGGAGAUGGCUUCUUCGCAAAUGCACACGGAGGCGAUAUCUUGGAAGCAACUAGCAAGUGUCCUGAUGAUCUUUUUGCAACAACCAAGGUAUCCGUGGAUCUUAAAACUGGUGGAGCCUUUAAUGCUGUUGGUGACAAGGGUACCAAGUUCUUGCUCCCUGCUAUUUGGAACCCAAAAACUUCUUCCUGCUGGACUCCCCUGUAAAACAUCUCGUUUCUUAAUUACUUUUCUAUCAUAUGUAUAUAUAUCUACUGUUCUCAUAGUCAGUUUUGAUGAUAUAUAUAAACACUAAUAUUUUUUGGACACUUCAUUCUGCAAAUACUAUUGUGAUCGAGUUUGUGUCAAUAAACUAUAUCUAUUCUUAUCA